CCGCACCCGUAUGCAACUUCGGCCCGCUACGCGACGAGUCGAAGCCGAGUUCACAGACACUCAUUAUUUCGUAUUACGUUCCUCGCGCCGCCAGCCAGCGCCAGCAGUCGCAUUUCGUUCGCCGAACACAGUGCUCGUUUUAUUCCCUUUUAUCUCCUUUAUAAACUUAGAAAACAAAAAAUGGCCUGCUCCGUCAGUGACACGCCCGCCCUGAAGGACCUCCCGAAGGUCGCCAACGACCUCAAGAGCCAGCUGGAGAGCUUCAACACUGGCUGCCUCCGUGACGUCGACACCAACGAGAAGAUUGUGCUGCCAUCUGCAGAAGACAUAGCUCAAGAGAAACAGCACACAGCGCUCCUUCAAGACUUAGAGAAAUUCCAACCUUCAGUAUUAAGGAAGACAGAUACAGUGGAAAAAGUUGUACUACCAAACGCAUUAGAUGUUGCCGCCGAAAAAACCCAAAAGUCGUUAUUUGACGGCAUUGAAAAGUUCGAUGCAAGCAGACUGAAACACACAGAAACGCAGGAAAAGAAUCCGCUUCCUGAUAAAGAUGUUGUCGCCGCUGAGAAAGCUCAUCAGAACCUCCUCGAUGGUGUCGAACAUUUUGACAAGACCCAGAUGAAGCACACCACAACGGAAGAAAAGAACCCAUUGCCGCCCAAAGAAGCUAUCGAAGCGGAGAAGGAAAAGAACAAGUUCCUGAACGGCAUCGAGAAUUUCGACCCGGCCAAGUUGAAGCACACGGAGACGUGCGAAAAGAACCCCCUGCCCACCAAGGACAUCAUCGAGCAGGAGAAGACGGCCUGAACGCCUACAAAUUAAUUAACCGCACUCAUAUAUCGCUAGUAUCGCCGUAUUUUAGUAUCUGUAUAAGUUUCUUAUAAGUAACAGGCCCGUUUGCGUCGUCCGUUAAUUU
Molecule: messenger RNA, 916 nt
Organism: Papilio machaon (common yellow swallowtail)
Lineage: Eukaryota; Metazoa; Arthropoda; Insecta; Lepidoptera; Papilionidae
Gene: cib
Product: thymosin beta
Exons: 6
Coding region: 181-807 (208 amino acids)
Biological process (GO): actin filament organization
Cellular component (GO): cytosol
Molecular function (GO): actin monomer binding
Source: RefSeq, a predicted model, not a curated record